AACUCUUGCUUCUCCCAUCCUCGCUUCGCUCACUCACUCUCCCUCCUCUCCGCAAUCUGAAAAUCUCUGUUCGUCAUUCCGUCUAUAUUUUCAGAAGAUGGCUUUGGUAGUGGAGAAAACCACGGCUGGCCGUGAGUACAAGGUCAAAGACAUGUCUCAGGCUGACUUCGGCCGACUCGAGAUCGAGCUCGCCGAGAUCGAGAUGCCUGGGCUCAUGUCCUGCCGCUCUGAGUUCGGUCCCUCCCAGCCCUUCAAGGGAGCCAGGAUCACCGGUUCCCUCCACAUGACCAUCCAGACAGCCGUCCUCAUCGAGACCCUCACUGCCCUCGGCGCCGAGGUCCGCUGGUGCUCCUGCAACAUCUUCUCCACCCAGGACCAUGCCGCAGCCGCCAUUGCUCGCGACUCCGCUGCGGUUUUCGCCUGGAAGGGCGAGACCCUCCAGGAGUACUGGUGGUGCACCGAGCGCGCCCUCGACUGGGGCCCCGGCGGCGGCCCCGACCUUAUCGUCGAUGACGGUGGUGACGCCACCCUCUUGAUCCACGAGGGUGUCAAGGCCGAGGAGAUCUACGAGAAGGACGGGACACUCCCUGACCCUGCCUCAACCGACAACGCUGAGUUCCAGAUUGUGCUCACCAUUAUCAGAGAUGGGCUCAAGACCGAUCCCAAGAGGUACCACAAGAUGAAGGACAGACUGGUCGGAGUGUCGGAGGAGACCACAACCGGGGUUAAAAGGCUCUACCAGAUGCAGUUAAAUGGUACUUUGCUGUUCCCCGCUAUUAACGUUAACGACUCUGUCACCAAGAGCAAGUUCGAUAACUUGUACGGUUGCCGCCACUCCCUCCCUGAUGGCUUGAUGAGAGCUACUGAUGUUAUGAUUGCUGGCAAGGUUGCUGUGGUCUGUGGAUAUGGUGAUGUUGGAAAGGGCUGUGCUUCUGCCUUGAAGCAAGCUGGUGCCCGUGUGAUUGUGACCGAGAUUGAUCCAAUUUGUGCUCUCCAGGCCCUCAUGGAAGGCAUCCCUGUCCUGACCCUUGAGGAUGUUGUUUCAGAGGCUGACAUCUUCGUUACCACCACUGGUAACAAGGACAUCAUCAUGGUGAGUGACAUGAAGAAGAUGAAGAACAAUGCCAUUGUCUGUAACAUUGGCCACUUUGACAAUGAGAUUGACAUGCUUGGGCUUGAGAACUACCCGGGCGUGAAGCGCAUCACCAUCAAGCCUCAAACAGACAGGUGGGUAUUCCCCGAGACCAACUCAGGCAUCAUUGUUUUGGCCGAGGGUCGGCUCAUGAACUUGGGUUGUGCCACAGGGCACCCUAGUUUUGUGAUGUCCUGUUCCUUCACAAACCAGGUGAUUGCCCAGCUGGAGUUGUGGAAGGAGAAGACAAGUGGAAAAUACGAGAAGAAGGUAUAUGUGUUGCCUAAGCACCUUGAUGAGAAGGUUGCUGCGCUUCACCUUGGCAAGCUUGGGGCCAAGCUCACCAAACUCAGCAAGGACCAGGCUGAUUACAUUAGCGUGCCCAUUGAGGGACCUUACAAGCCUGCUCACUACAGGUAUUGAGAGAUUCAAGAAAGUGAGAAAAAUAUAUAAUAUUUGGAUAUUUGAACGGCUUUGAGUGUUUGUGGUAGGAUGCUAGAGUUGAUUUUGGGAGGGUUUGUGUUUGUUGGUGGAAUGGUAUGGGAGGAAAUUGACGGGUCUCCUUUGAAUGAAGACCAGGUUGGGUUUUUGAAUGAAUAAAUAUGGAUGGGACCAAGUGGGAGGUGUAUUGUAACGGCUGCACUCUUGAGUUUUGCUGCAUUUCUUAUCAUUUCAUUACUAUAAAUGGGGAAAAAAGAGCUACCACUAUUUUCCUAGCA
Molecule: messenger RNA, 1851 nt
Organism: Juglans regia (Persian walnut)
Lineage: Eukaryota; Viridiplantae; Streptophyta; Magnoliopsida; Fagales; Juglandaceae
Product: adenosylhomocysteinase
Exons: 2
Coding region: 98-1555 (485 amino acids)
Biological process (GO): L-methionine cycle
Cellular component (GO): cytosol
Molecular function (GO): adenosylhomocysteinase activity
Source: RefSeq, a predicted model, not a curated record